AUACAGCCCCAGAAACCUAUCUGUCUUGAGAAUGUUGUUCACAACUUCGCUUCUUCACCUAGCAGCCAUCUUCUGCUCUUUGACUCUAGCGACAGCAUCGGCUGACUGUCUCUCAGAGCUGACUUACAACGAGUUUGCAUCAUUCAAUGGGGCACCCAUCACCUUCAAGUACGGAUUGCUCAACGCCACAGCCUGUGGACAGUACUGUGAGAGAGUCAAGGGAUGUCAGGCAUGGUCGUAUGUUGAAGGGGGCGGCGAAUGCGAUCUAUAUUCCUCACCAGCUCUGUCCACAACCGUCAUCCAUCAGUUUGCUCAUGGACGUUGUUCCGACAGCCCCGUUGAGCAGAAUUAGCACAUGGGAGUUGUUGUCGGGUUCUCCUGGAAGACAGCAGACAAAUCAGUAUCAUUGAUCUCGGAAUCGUGUCAAAGUCAUUCAAUUCCCCCCUUUCUGCGUCCUGAGUUGCGGAGCCCAUGGGUUCCUUCAUUGCAAAUUCUUUCUUUCAUGUUUCCUUUACGCUUUCUUUCGCUAGUUUCUAAGCAUGCUACCCUACUCAAUAAUCAUAUUCAAUGCCAUAGCGAUAGAUAGUACGACGC
Aspergillus pseudonomiae is the source of this 594-nucleotide messenger RNA. RefSeq lists its product as uncharacterized. The transcript has 2 exons. NCBI's taxonomy places the organism in Eukaryota, Fungi, Ascomycota, Eurotiomycetes, Eurotiales, Aspergillaceae. The coding region runs from base 32 to 352 and encodes 106 amino acids. The record is from RefSeq and is a predicted model, not a curated record.